AUGACCACCCCCUCCAUCCGCGACCUCAAAAAAGGCUUCCUCUCCAGCCAGCUGCGCACCCUCUCCACCCCCAUCGAGCCGCCGCGCGCCUGGCAGUCCCAGCUCCCCGAGAGCCCCGCCGGCGACCUCCCCGACGCCGUCGUCGCCCAGGCCCUCUACAAGUUCAAUGUCGUCGCGAAGCGCCACCACAGACUCGUCUACAGCGCCCAAGCACUCUCCCACGUCGCGACGCAAGUACAGGAUCUCUACCAGCAGCCGCAGCCCGCCGGCGCCGAGGACGCCGAAGAGGGUGUUCUCCGGCGGGGGGUCGAUCUACGGGAGGCUGAAAACAUCGCGCUGCUCCCCGACACCUACCCCACGCCGGCCUUGUCCGACAGCGGCGGCGACCUCGAGGCCUACCAGGAGCUGCACGCGCGGCUGACGGCGCUGGCGGCGGCCGUGCAGGCGCAGCGCGAGCGGCACGCGUAUUAUGUGCAUUUGAGGGGGCUGGUGGAGCCGUUCCGCGCGCCGAUGGAGAGCGUGCAGCCGAAUCUGGUGACGAGGGAUGGGCCGCUGGCGGCGGAGUUGGAGCGCAUGAGGAUGUUGGCGGGGAAGUUGGCGUUUGCGAUUGGGAGGGCGGGGCUGGAGGGGGGUGGGGAGGAGGGGGAGGAGGGGGAAGGGGAGGAGGGGGAGGAGGGGGAAGGGGAGGUGAUGGAGAGGUUGAGGGGCAUUAUGGACGUGGUGGGGGGUGGGAGGUAG
Molecule: messenger RNA, 738 nt
Organism: Morchella sextelata
Lineage: Eukaryota; Fungi; Ascomycota; Pezizomycetes; Pezizales; Morchellaceae
Exons: 3
Coding region: 1-738 (245 amino acids)
Cellular component (GO): Mis6-Sim4 complex
Source: RefSeq, a predicted model, not a curated record